Messenger RNA from Aureobasidium pullulans EXF-150, 1548 nucleotides. RefSeq lists its product as uncharacterized. The record is from RefSeq and is a predicted model, not a curated record. Lineage: Eukaryota; Fungi; Ascomycota; Dothideomycetes; Dothideales; Saccotheciaceae. The coding region runs from base 1 to 1548 and encodes 515 amino acids. The transcript is spliced from 4 exons.
AUGGAGUUGAAUCUCAACCAGACUGGCCCAAACACAUGCCCACACCAUCAUCUGGUGGAGGAAGAUCCGACAAGCUGGAUGGGCACGCUUCUCGCGGUCCGAGAAGUCAACAUGAUUGUGACGAUGCAAAAACUCAUGGAGAAGCCGGAAUGGUUUCGCAAAGUUCAUGAUGAAACCGUCUGCGCCAAAUGGAUGUCUGAAGUCAUGAGCCAUGUCGACGACUUCAGCGAGUUGAUGUGGGAGUACUGUGUCGCGGAGCUUCGCGACAAGGCCAAAACUCUGGAAGAAACUGGAAUCGUUGCACCCAUCGACGUUGACUCCCAAGUCGUUUACUCGGACACUGCUAUCUCAGAAUCAACGAGAAAAGACCUCAAUCGCGCUGUUGCCUCACUGGAAAAUGUACCGGACAAGCACAAAGAUUGGCACCCUAAGACUAGGGAAAGAGUUCUUGACCUUGUUCAUCCAUCUCUUUUCCCCUUGGUCUAUGGUCGUUCGAGAGUCUUGAAAAAGGGAACUGUCGGUCUUGAAGACUGUAUGUCUUAUUGCGGCAAAGGAGAAAUGGUCGAGACGCCAGUAAAGCCCUUUAGUGGUGGUUGGUCCGAUCAGUUCCAAUGGCUUCCUUGUGAUGUCGAGUUUCAAGGUGAAGAUGAAAUCAAGAUCGUCAGCUAUGUCAACAACCUACACCCAAAAGAGUAUCCGGACAUCUACCGCUUGGUUGAAAAGGUCAUUGCUAAAGCAGUACCUCUCUGGGACCAAGUACUCAGCCACACCGGCGGUGGACCCUACGAGCACAACGAGUGGUGGAGAGAGAACAUGCGCGUUUUGCAUAUGCCUGAGCCGAAAUCUUAUGCGCCUCGCGAGGUACCUGAAGAACCUCCUCUCGAUCUGCGUAAAGAGUACGCAGACAGUGGCUUGCAGAUAAUUGUCAAGCUAGCUAACACUUAUCUGUCACCCAACGACCCAGAGUGGGAGGGAGGUAGUUGGCACGUCGAAGGCCUAUCAAACGAACACAUCGUCGCGACAGCCAUCUACUACUUCUCCAAUACAAACAUCACACCCUCCCACCUUAAAUUCCGUCAAAACGGUAGCGACGAAUCCUGGUUCGACAUGGAAUACGAACAAGGUGACUAUGCCCACCUCGAAAAGAUCACUGGUUUCAUCAACGAUCAAGACAAUCUCGUCCAAAGCCUAGGCAGUGUGUUGUGUAAAGAGGGUCGCUUACUCGCCUUUCCAAACGUCCUCCAACACAACAGAAAACUCCUCGCGCUUUUCCUCGUAGACCCACACGUACGCAUCCUAUCGACAUCAAAAGUGCCACCGCAACAAAAACACUGGUGGGAGAAGGAUCUCCGCGAAAAGCGCGAGGGCAUUGAGAAACUCAACACUCUCCCCAACGAAUUGAUGGAAAAAGUCUUCGAAGACGUGCAGGAUUUCCCCAUAUCUAUGGAUGAGGCCAAAGAGAUAAGGGAAGCUUUGAUGGAAGAGCGAGGGCCUAUUGGUGAAAGCAUGAUUGAGUGUGAAGCCCAGUUCUUCUUUUGCGAGCAUUGA